Penaeus indicus is the source of this 2006-nucleotide messenger RNA. RefSeq names its product proton-coupled zinc antiporter SLC30A2-like. Lineage: Eukaryota; Metazoa; Arthropoda; Malacostraca; Decapoda; Penaeidae. Gene Ontology annotation, molecular function: zinc ion transmembrane transporter activity. Gene Ontology annotation, cellular component: plasma membrane. Gene Ontology annotation, biological process: zinc ion transmembrane transport; response to zinc ion. Bases 79 to 1395 code for a protein of 438 amino acids. The record is from RefSeq and is a predicted model, not a curated record. The transcript has 9 exons.
AAAAACAGACAGGCAGACAGGCAGACAGACAGACAGGCAGACAGACAGACAGGCAGGUAGACAGACACACGAGCAGACAUGGCGGAGCAGAAGAAGCUACAAGGGAAAUUCAAAUCCAACGUUGGUUACGGAACUCUGCCUGAUCUUCACACCAGAGUAGAAGUGGACGACGAAAAGGGCCUGAUCGAAGCAGAGGCAUCGGAGGCAGAGCAGAGUGGCUAUCAGAGCUCAGGGCAUCGCAGCAACGGGAGUUAUGCCAGCAGUCACUACGUCAGUCAGUAUACGAGUAAACGGAGCAGUGUUGCCAGCGGGAAGUAUAGUACGAAGGAAGGGAAGUAUGAACUGUGGACAGGUCGAAGCCGCAGUGACAGUUUCAGCAGUGCAGGGAGCGGAAGCAGUGACGAGCUGUUCACGCGGUCCAGCAGCUCGACGACGUCCCUCCACUGCCACGACGCCCUGACUGAGCCUCCCGAGGACCGCCGCGCCUUCAUAAAGCUGUCUGUGGCGUCGGCUCUGUCGCUCGUCUUCAUGGUCACCGAAUACGUGGGCGGCUACUACUCCUCCAGUUUAGCGGUCCUGUCCGACGCCGGCCACCUCCUCAGCGACUUCUGCGGCUUCGCUGUCUCCCUCGUCGCCCUAUGGCUCGUCCGGCGCCCUCCGUCUAGGUCCAUGAGCUUCGGCUAUUAUCGGGCAGAGGUCCUGGGGUCCGUGGCGAGCGUCCUGAUCGUGUGGGUUGUGACCGGCCUCCUGGUGGCAGCGGCGGUGGAGAGGGUUAAGGGCGAGGCCUACACGCUAGAUCCCGACAUUAUGCUCCUUAUGGCUGGUCUCGGGAUCGCCAUCAACUUGGUCAUCGCCCUCAUCCUCCACGGCUGCGGCUGCCACGGCCACUUCCACAGCGCCUACAAGAGUGAGAAGCAGAACAUCAACGUGCGGGCGGCUCUCGUGCACGUGGUGGCGGACACGUUGCAGACCGUGGCCGUCAUGGCUGCAGCCGUGGUUGUUAAGUUCUGGCCGGAGUACAAAAUCGCCGACCCGAUCCUGACCUUCGUGUUCGGCUUCAUCGUGGUGGUGACGACGCUGCCCAUCCUCCGCGACCUCGCCCACGUGCUGAUGGAGGGGACGCCGAGGAACGUGGACUACGGCGCCCUCCUGAACGACCUGGAGGGCUUGCCGGGCGUGAGGACGGUCCACAACCUGCACAUCUGGUCCCUAACGCUGGAUAAGAACGCGCUCUCCGUGCAUCUGGGGAUCGACCAGAGCUUCGACACCGACACAGUACUCGAGGAGGCGCAGCGCAUGAUUCGCCGCCACUACCACGUGUGCAAAUCCACUAUCCAGGUGGAACGCUACGACCAGGAGAUGGAGAGCUGUAAGAAGUGCCAGCCGAUCAAGUGAUAGGUGGAGGGGAGGGAUAGAGGAGGUGCUUGAAGGGAUGGGUCCUUGUGGGUUAGAUUUUAUGGGUUAGAUUCUUUUAAAGGGUUUGUUUGUUUGGUGGAGAGAGAGGGAGGGAGGGAGGGAGGGAGGGAGAGAGAGAGAGAGAGAGAGGGGGAGAGAGAGAGAGAAAACACAGAAAAAGAGAGAGAGAAAACACAGAGAAAGAGAGAGAGAGAGAGAGAGAAAAGGAGAGAGAAAGAGAGAGAAAACACAGAGAAAGAGAGAGAAAACACAAAGAAUGAGAGAGACAACAUAGAGAAAAAGAGAGAGAAAACACAGAGAAAGAGAGAGAAAACAGAGAGAAAGAGAGAGAAAACAGAGAGAAAGAGAGAGAACACAGAGAUAAAGAGAGAAAACUCCUAUCUAUGUACGCGUGCAUGUAUACACCCUCCCCCCCCCCCCGACAUCCAUCAGCCCCCCCCCCCAACAAUAAUGAACAUACAAUACCCUUUAUCAUCCAAGAUAACCAUAUACACGAAAACGCCCUUAAUAAACAGCAAAAAAAAAGAAAGAAAAAAAAACAUACUCUCACACCCCCUCAAUCAGAGAUAUCAUUACGGUCAAUUAUUCCC